AUGAACGGUUCGAUCGUGUCAUGGCUUCUUCUUGCUAUAUCCACAACCUCCAUCUUCUCCAACAUUACUGGGGCUUCGGCUUCAGUCGAGUGUCUCAGUGUCGACCAGAGAUUGCUCUUGCUCGAGCUAAGAAACAGCCUCAUCUUUAACACCUCUAAGUCUUCCAAGCUAGUAAAGUGGGACCACCACAGUGCCAGUUCGUGGAGCGGUGUGACAUGCGAGGACGGCCUCAUCGUGGGACUCGAUUUGAGCGACGAGUCGAUCUCUGGCGGAAUCGACGGUUCGUCGAGUCUCUUCAGGCUUGAGUUCCUUCGGAGCCUGAACUUGGCGUUCAAUUACUUCAACUUCAUGGCGAUUCCAUCAGGCCUUGCGAAUCUCAGCCGCUUGGAACAUCUCAACUUGUCCAAUGCCAAUUUCACAAGUGGGGAUCGACUGGAACUUGAGAAGCCCAAUUUGAGGUCGCUGAUUGGGGAUUUGGGGGAGUUGAGGGAGCUAUACCUUGAUGGGGUCUAUGUGCCUGAAGAGGGAAGGGAGUGGUGCGACGCAUUGUCUUCUUCUGUGCCGAAACUUGAGGUGUUGAGCAUGUCAGACUGUUCACUGUCUGGUCCUUUUGAUGCUUCUCUUAUGAGUCUUGCUAAUCUAUCGGUCAUUCAACUCAAGCACAACUACUUGUCCACCACAGUUCCCAGCUUCUUAGCGAAUUUUUUCAGCUUGAAAACACUGAACCUAAGUAAUUGUGACCUGCAGGGAGAAUUUCCUGAUGAAGUUUUUCAGGUACAAACACUUCAGAACCUUGACCUAUCAUUCAACGAACUUCUUCAAGGUUCUCUACCCGAUUUUCCGGUGGAUAGUUCUCUUGAGACUAUGGUUCUGGGAAUCACGAAUUUUUCAGGGAGGCUUCCAGAUUCAAUUGGUGAUCUCAGAAAAUUGUCGAGAUUAGAUCUAUCUAAUUGCAGAUUUACUGGAUCAAUCCCGAGCUCGAUGGAGAACCUAUCAGAGCUGACUUAUUUGGACUUGUCUUCUAAUAAUCUUACCGGUUCAAUUCCGCCAUAUGGUGCAUCCAGAAAUCUGACCCAAAUAAUAUUAUCUGAUAAUAGUUUAACGGGUCAGAUCACCUCCGUUGGCUGGGAGAACCUUCUGAAUCUUGAAAUUUUGGAUCUGGAAGACAAUUCAUUGGAAGGUGACAUUCCCCCCGCCAUGUUUACACUUCCUCGACUUAAGAGGAUACUUCUUUCGCACAAUAGAUUUUCUGGUGAGCUUAUCAUAUAUCCGAAUGUCUCUUUGUAUCAACUGGGCUGGCUUGAUUUGGGUAGCAACCUGUUACAAGGGUCAGUACCAGUAUCGAUAUUUGAACUGCAAGGACUUACGUACCUCUCACUUUCUUUCAAUAAUUUCAGUGGCUCGUUGAAUAUUGAUGUGUUUCAGGGAUUUGGAAAUUUAACUUAUCUUGAUUUAUCGUACAGUGGCUUGUCCAUUAGUGCUAUGGUGUCUACUUCUACUGUUGCAUCCUCUUUCCCUAAAUUUCAUACUUUAAAUUUGGCUUCCUGCCAGUUGCAAACAUUGCCUCAAUUUUUGGCUAACCAGUCUGAUUUGGUAUUCCUUGACCUCUCCCACAAUCAUUUUCAUGGGGAUAUACCACGAUGGUUAUGGACACUAGAAAAUCUUUCGAAUCUCAAUCUUUCCUCUAAUGUCUUUGAAGAUUUGGAGACACCUCUACUCAAUAUUACUUCUCCUCUGUGGGUCAUCGACCUCCAUUCAAACAUGCUACGAUGGAAGAUGCCUGACUUGCCGUUACCCGUUCUGUACUUGGAUUUCUCGGAGAAUAAUAUCCAUGGGUCCAUCCCGAAGUCAAUUUGCAAAGCUAAUGAUCUUAAAGUGCUUGACUUAUCACGUAACAAUCUGAACGGAAUUAUUCCCGAUUGUGUAAUGACGGGGUCCCUCAAGGUAUUGAAUCUAAGAAAUAACCAAUUGAGUGGCAAUAUUCCUCAAAACAUCCUCGCACCACGCCUUCUGCAAGUAUUGGAUAUUAGUGAGAAUUUCUUGCAGGGCCAGAUUCCAUUGUCAUGGGCAAAUUGCACGAUGUUAGAGACUGUGAACCUCGGGGACAAUCAAAUAGACGGGACAUUUCCAUGCCAUUUCAAGGCUAUAUCGAGUCUCCGUGUCCUUGUUUUACGAUCCAACAAAUUGCAUGGGGAAAUUGGAUGUCCACAUAGUCCCAACGCCUGGCAAAUGCUUCAAAUCAUUGACCUGUCUUCAAACAAUUUCAGUGGCACAUUGCCUGCGAGUCUCUUGGCAUCUUGGGAGGCUAUGAAGGCCAAUGUAGACUUCCAUCACCUGCAGUAUGAGUUUGUUCUAUUUAGCAAUGUGUAUUAUCAAGAAACAGUUGGUGUAAUCGUGAAAGGUCUACAGCUAGAACUUGUCAAGAUCUUGACUACUUUCACGUCGAUUGACUUCUCGGGCAAUAGAUUGGAGGGUCCAAUCCCAGAUACACUAGCAGAUCUCAAAGCACUUUAUUUCCUCAACCUAUCGCAUAAUGCCAUCUCAGGUUCAAUUUCUCCUGUUUUAGGGAAUCUUCAUCAGCUCGAAUCGUUGGACCUAUCAUGGAACUACCUCAAUGGAACUAUACCGGCUCAGCUUGCGAAUCUUAAUUUCCUUUCAUUCCUGAACCUCUCAAACAAUCAACUUGUGGGAAGCAUCCCAGCAUGGAGACAGUUUCUCACAUUUUCCAAAAGUUCCUUCGAAGGAAACCUUGGAUUGUGCGGGUUUCCACUCGAUAAUAGUUGCUCAACUACAACAAAUGGGACACCGGAAGCAGGUAGUGUUCCCACUCAAAGUGGCAUAGAUGUUGGCGGCAACAAUGAUGAUAGCAAGAAGAAGUGGUUUUACAUGGGCAUGCCGCUUGGAUUUGUGGUUGGCUUCUGGGUAUUUUGUGGUCCAAUAGUGUUUAUCAGAUCAUGGAGGUUUGCUUAUUAUCGAUUCUGGGAUGAGGUGUUGUUCAGACACUCAAGUCCAUGA
Eucalyptus grandis is the source of this 3015-nucleotide messenger RNA. Its product is annotated as receptor-like protein 7. The record is from RefSeq and is a predicted model, not a curated record. NCBI's taxonomy places the organism in Eukaryota, Viridiplantae, Streptophyta, Magnoliopsida, Myrtales, Myrtaceae. The transcript has 2 exons. Gene Ontology annotation, molecular function: protein binding. Bases 1 to 3015 code for a protein of 1004 amino acids.